This is a messenger RNA of Camelina sativa (false flax), 425 nucleotides long. The record is from RefSeq and is a predicted model, not a curated record. NCBI's taxonomy places the organism in Eukaryota, Viridiplantae, Streptophyta, Magnoliopsida, Brassicales, Brassicaceae.
GGGGAAGACGAAGGUGGAGCGGCGGUUACGGCGGAGGAUUUAGAUGUGAAGAUUCCGCCGCCGACGAAUUACGGAUUCGAUCAUUCUGCGCCGCCGCAUAAUCCGUUUCAGAUGAUUGAUAAAGUUGAAGGAUCGAUUGUUGCGUUUGGGAAUGGUUUAGAUGUUUUCGGCGGAGGAGGAGGAGGAGUAGGAGCUGGUGGUGGAGCGAGAGGGAAGAGAGCUAGAGUAAUGGUUGAGCCAUUGGAUAAAGUAGCUGCACAGAGACAGAGAAGGAUGAUUAAGAAUCGUGAAUCUGCUGCUAGGUCUAGAGAGAGGAAACAAGCUUAUCAAGUUGAGUUGGAAACUUUGGCUGCGAAGCUUGAGGAAGAGAAUGAGUUGCUUUCAAAGGAGAUUGAAGAUAAGAGGAAAGAGAGAUACCAGAAGCU